Molecule: messenger RNA, 4158 nt
Organism: Megalops cyprinoides (Indo-Pacific tarpon)
Lineage: Eukaryota; Metazoa; Chordata; Actinopteri; Elopiformes; Megalopidae
Product: regulator of nonsense transcripts 2-like
Exons: 22
Coding region: 69-3884 (1271 amino acids)
Biological process (GO): nuclear-transcribed mRNA catabolic process, nonsense-mediated decay
Cellular component (GO): cytoplasm; exon-exon junction complex
Molecular function (GO): RNA binding; protein binding
Source: RefSeq, a predicted model, not a curated record
GUCCUUCUGCAACAGGGAAGCUGCGUGCACCAAACAAACCCGAUGUUUACGUUCACAGAAAUUCAAGUAUGCCCGCUGAGCGAAAGAAGUCCGUAAACAUGGAUGAGAAGGAGACGUCUUCCCUGAGCAAGGAGAAGGAGAAGGAGAAGGAGAAGGAGAGAGAGCGAGAGGGAGACCGGCGCGAGAGAGGGAAGGAUGAGGCCAAGGUGAGCGGAAAGAAGGAGGGCGGCAAGUCUUCGGAGGAGAAGAAGAGGCGCCUGGAGGAGGAGAAGAGGAAGAAGGAGGAGAAGGAGCGCAAGAAGAAAGAGGAGGAGAAGCAGAAGGAGGAGGAGGAGAAGAGACAGCAGGAGGAAGAGGAGAGGAGGCGGCAGGAGGAGGAGGAGAGGAGGCAGCAGGAGGAGGAAGAAAAAAGGAAGAGCGAGGAGGAGGCGGCUCAACUGAAGGAGCGUGAGGAGGGGCAGCAGCUGCACCAGGAGGCGUGGGAGCGGCACCAGUGCCGCGUGGAGCUGCGGGCGCGCAACCAGAGCGCGCAGGAGGCGCGGCCCGAGGAGGCCUUCUUCAGCCGGCUGGACUCCAGCCUGAAGAAGAACACGGCGUUCGUGCGGCGGCUGCGCACGCUGACCGAGCAGCAGCGCGAGGCGCUGUCGGCCGACUUCGCCGCGCUCAACCUCAGCAAGUACAUCGCCGAGGCGGUGGCGGCCGUGGUGGAGGCCAAGCUGAAGAUCUCGGACGUGGGCUGCGCCGUGCAACUGUGCUCGCUCUUCCACCGGCGCUACGCCGACUUCGCGCCGCUGCUGCUGCAGGCCUGGCGGCGCCACUUCGAGGCGCGCAAGGAGGAGCGGGCGCCCAACGUCAGCAAGCUGCGCACCGACCUGCGCCUGGUGGCCGAGCUCACCAUGGCCGGCCUCUUCACCGACAAGGAGGGCCUGUCGCUCAUCUACGAGCAGCUGAAGGCCAUCAUCGGCGCCGACCGCGAGGCGCACACGCACGUCUCCGUGGUGAUCAGCUUCUGCAAGCACUGCGGCGACGACGUGGCAGGCCUGGUGCCGCGGCGCGUGCGGGCCGCCGCCGACAAGUUCGGCCUGGCGUUCCCGCCCAGCGAGAUCCUCAGCGCCGAGAAGCAGCAGCCCUUCCAGAACCUUCUGAGGGAGUACUUCACCUCCCUCACCAAGCACCUGAAGAAGGACCACCGUGAGCUCCAGAACAUCGAGAGGCAGAACAGGCGCAUCCUGCACUCUAAGGGCGAGCUGAGCGAGGACCGCCACAAGCAGUACGAGGAGCUGGCCACCUCCUACCAGAAGCUGCUGGCCAACACGCAGACGCUGGCCGACCUGCUGGACGAGAACAUGCCCGAGCUGCCCCAGGACAAGACCGCGCAGGAAGAGCACGGCCCAGGCAUCGACAUCUUCACGCCAGGCAAGCCUGGGGAGUAUGACCUGGAGGGGGGCAUCUGGGAGGACGAGGACGCGCGCAACUUCUACGAGAACCUGGUGGACCUGAAGGCCUUCGUCCCCGCCAUCCUCUUCAAAGACAACGCCGGCCGAGACAGAGAGGACGGCAAAGAUGCCAAAGAGGGGAAGGACAGUAAGGAGGUGCCCACCACGGAGGAGCUGGAGAUGGAGCUGGAGACGCUGGACAUCGCUGACGACGCCCUGGAGAUGGAGGCGGGGGAGGAGGUGGAGGGCGAGGAGCUGCUGGAUGAACAAGAACAGGACGACGAGGAGGCUAGCACAGGAUCCCACCUGAAGCUCAUCGUGGACGCCUUCAUCCAGCAGCUGCCCAACUGUGUGAACAGAGAGCUGAUAGACAAGGCUGCGAUGGAUUUCUGCAUGAAUAUGAACACCAAGGCCAACAGGAGGAAGCUGGUGCGAGCUCUCUUCACUGUCCCGCGCCAAAGGCUGGACCUGCUGCCGUUCUACUCGCGGCUGGUGGCCACCCUGCACCCCUGCAUGAGUGACGUGGCGGAGGACCUGUGCUCCAUGCUCAAGGGGGACUUCCGCUUUCACAUAAGAAAGAAGGACCAGAUUAAUAUUGAAACCAAAAACAAAACUGUGAGGUUCAUCGGCGAGCUCGCCAAGUUCAAGAUGUUCUCUAAAACGGACACUCUGUAUUGCCUGAAGAUGCUGCUGUCCGACUUCUCCCACCACCACAUCGAGAUGGCCUGCACUCUGCUGGAGACCUGCGGCAGGUUCCUCUUCAGGUCCCCAGACUCCCACCUGCGCACCAGCGUGCUCCUGGAGCAGAUGAUGCGGAAGAAGCAGGCCAUGCACCUGGACGCGCGCUACGUCACCAUGGUGGAGAACGCCUACUACUACUGCAACCCGCCGCCCGUGGAGAAAGCCGUGAGGAAGAAGAGGCCGCCCAUGCAGGAGUACAUCCGAAAGCUCCUCUACAAGGACCUGUCCAAGGUCACCACCGAGAAGGUACUCAGGCAGAUGCGGAAGCUGCCGUGGCAGGACGUGGAGGUGAAGAACUACCUGAUCUGCUGCAUGGUCAACAUCUGGAACGUCAAGUACAACAGCAUCCACUGCGUGGCCAACCUGCUGGCGGGGCUGGUGGCCUACCAGGAGGACGUGGGCAUCCACGUGGUGGACGGGGUGCUGGAGGACAUCCGGCUGGGCAUGGAAGUGAACCAGCCCAAGUUCAACCAGCGGCGCAUCAGCAGCGCCAAGUUCCUGGGGGAGCUGUAUAACUAUCGCAUGGUGGAGUCGGCCGUCAUCUUCCGCACCCUCUUCUCCUUCAUCUCCUUUGGGGUGAACCCAGACGGGACGGCCAGCCCGCUGGACCCCGCCGAGCACCUCUUCCGCAUCCGCCUGGUCUGCACUCUGCUGGAUACCUGCGGCCAGUACUUUGACCGCGGCUCCAGCAAGAGGAAGCUCGACUGCUUCCUCAUCUACUUCCAGCGCUACAUCUGGUGGAAGAAGAGCGUGGACGUGUGGACGAAGGAGCACCCGUUCCCCAUCGACAUCGACUACAUGAUCAGCGACACGCUGGAGCUGCUGAGGCCCAAGAUGAGGCUGAGCGCCUCGCUGGACGAGGCCGUGCAGCUCGUCUGCCAUCUGGAGAGGGAGGUGCUCGUCAAGCUGGGUCUGGCCAUGGAGAAGGACGGCAAGUGCUCCAGCGCCAUGGGAGAGGGCGGGGCUUUAGACGAGGAAGAUGACGACGACGAAGAGGAGGGUGGAGCCGACAUCGAGGAGCAGUCAGGGAACGAGAGUGAGAUGAACGACGUAGAGGAAGAAGAGGGGUCUGAGAACGAGGAAGAGGAGAGGGAGGAAGAGGAGGAGGAGAACACAGACUACCUGACGGACUCCAACAAGGAGAACGAAACGGAUGAAGAGAAUGACGUGACCAUAAAGGGCGGGGGGCUGAAGCACGUGGCGUGUGCGGAGGAUGAAGACUUCAUCCAGGCCCUGGACAAGAUGAUGCUGGAGAACCUCCAGCAGCGUAGCGGCGAGUCGGUGAAGGUGCACCAGCUGGACGUGGCGAUCCCGCUGCAGCUGAAGAGCCAGCUGAAGAAGGGCCCGCCGCCGGCCUCCAGCGCCGAGCCCGAGGCCGACAUCAGCGACACCAUGCAGUUCGUCAUGCUCACCAGGAAGGGCAACAAGCAGCAGUUUAAGAUCCUGAACGUGCCGCUGUCCUCUCACCUGGCCGCCAAUCACUUCAACCAGCAGCAGGCAGAGCAGGAGGAGCGGCUGCGCAUGAAGAAGCUCACCCUGGAUAUCAACGAGCGGCAGGAGCAGGAGGACUACCAGGAGAUGAUGCAGUCCCUGGCGCAGCGCCCCGCCCCUGCCAACACCAACCGCGAGAGGCGACCCCGAUACCAGCACCCCAAAGGAGCGCCCAACGCCGACCUCAUCUUCAAGACUGGAGGAAGGAGACGCUGACGAGAGGCGGAGCUUGGGGAGUGACUCCACCUCCGGCUGACUAACAGCAGCAGAGACCCCGCCUCCCCCACGGCUGCAGGAGGAGCAGCUGUCUGCAGCAGGGGGGGCGCCAACAGCGAACACGCCCGCGUGAGACCACCAGCAGCACCGAACGGCCAACCCACCCCACACACACACCGGGGCACGGACUGCGGCGUGUCCGCCUUUUAAUCCUGGGGAAUCCACACCCAGCUGAGCCGGCUCAACCAAACAAAAUGAGACAACGUGAGAUAGA